CAGCUGUCAUCAUAUCAAAAGACCCAACCAUCAUCGCUUUCCAUGAGAGAUUGCAACAUUUGUGCGUAUGUAAAAGAGUCCUUUUUGUUCUUAAGCUGAAAAAUAUAUAGAUUACCGGACAAAAACUGGUUCCCGCUUAGGGUACAUUGAUAGUUGCUUUUCCUAAAUGUGAAACAUCGCGAAUGCGGUGCGUGCGUGCGUGGCUAAAAACAAACAAGCAAAGUUGUGCAAAGCAAAGCAGUGAACAGAACCUAUACGACUGGUGAUGGCUGAACAGAGUGAACUGCGUAUGAAUUUAGUGGCUAUUCAACGUACGGAUCCGUAUGCUAAGGACAUUGUCAACUCAUCGCCCCACGUAGCAUUCUACACUUUCAACACAGCUGAAAACGAAUGGGAAAAAACCGACGUUGAGGGAGCGUUGUUUAUCUACAGUCGAACCGCUGAGCCUUAUCACAGCAUUUUCAUCAACAAUCGGCUCAACAGGAACUCGCUAGUCGAACCAAUCAACAGUCUGAUCGAGCUGCAAUCGCAGCCGCCGUUUCUGCUCUACCGCAACGAACGGUCCCGCAUCCGGGGUAUCUGGUUCUACAAGGAUCAGGAGUGUGAUCGGAUCCGUGAGAUUAUUUCCUCGCUUGUGGCGGAUUGUGACAACGAAAACAUAAGGCCUAUCGAGAUGGGAAAAGUUCAGGCAAACGGAAACGCCAGAGGUAAUAAUGUGGAUAUAUUCACAAUGUUGACCAAGGCGCAGGAAAACUUCAACAACAGUGGCGGAAUGCCACAGUCAGCUCAAUCUCAAGAGCAAGUACCGAACAGUAGAAAUUUGCCGGCUGUCAUUAACGUUGUACCAGACCAGAGCACACCUCAGAGUGUGGUUAACUUUUUCAACGCUGCCGCAAAGCAACCAGCCGCUUCCGAGGUUCCUCUGUUCCAAACGCUAAUGUCCAACCCAGUGCAUACGCUGGAACAAAUCGAAAAACAACAUCGUGCCACAACGCCUCAAAAAGAGGCACUUCCUUCCGGAAAGCUAACUCCCGAAGUAAGCGAACUAGAAAACAGUUUCAAAUUUAUGGGUAUUCCUAUAAACACCGGACCGGUUCCAGUGCAGGAGUCAGGAACAUCGCCAUUGGCAACGUUCCUCAGUUCAACCAAUUUAGCGGCAGUUCGGAACAACAACCAGCAAAUCCUGAAGGCAAAACCAAUCGAAAUUAGCGAGCUAGAAUCACGCCAACAGCAGCAGCAGCAACAGCAACAACAGCAGCAUCCGCAUCCGCAACCACUGCAUGAACUCUUGAAAAAGUCUGAUAGUAUGAACAAUCAUGUUUCUAGGCUAAACCCUACUCCGACUACUGGCAGCGCAAGUAAACCCGCCCUUAUGCCACCAACUAUGUUUACUCCGAGUGGCUCUACCACUGCAGCAAAGGGGCUUUCCGAUUUGUUCGCUAACGUAGCGAGCAAGAAGCAGCAGGAACAAGCCAACGGGAAUAGUCCCUCCGUUACAGAUUUGCUGACAAAGAGCAACCACAACCACCAACCGGCACCGCCGGGAUUCUACCCGAUGGCCGGGAGUGUCGAACCACUCACUCAAGCGCAGCUUAUCCAAGCCGUUAGCUAUCUUAUCAAGCAUGAUCCGGAUUUCAUACGGAAGCUUCACGAAGCAUACCUGAAAUCGUUCCAGGAAAUGAUGGCUCUUUAAACAGCGCACGAGUGACAUAACGAAUAGCCGAUGGAAGAGCAGAAAAGUGGAAGCAAAAGACUUGAAGAUUUGUCGUCAACAUGUUGCAGGGUGAAAUUUGAAUAGAAAAACACGUCGCAAAAGGACCUUUUAAGCAGGAAAUGACGAAAUACGGUUAGAUUCUUUUUUUUGAUUUUUGAACACUCAUAUAUAUUAUUAUUUUGUUCCGUUGUUACUGAAGCGUACUCCCUCCUUUCACAAUACAAUAAUACAUGUUGCUCUAAGUAAAGCAAGUACAUGAUGAA
Molecule: messenger RNA, 1977 nt
Organism: Toxorhynchites rutilus septentrionalis
Lineage: Eukaryota; Metazoa; Arthropoda; Insecta; Diptera; Culicidae
Product: mRNA-decapping enzyme 1A-like
Exons: 2
Coding region: 266-1693 (475 amino acids)
Biological process (GO): deadenylation-dependent decapping of nuclear-transcribed mRNA; deadenylation-independent decapping of nuclear-transcribed mRNA; positive regulation of catalytic activity
Cellular component (GO): P-body
Molecular function (GO): enzyme activator activity; mRNA binding
Source: RefSeq, a predicted model, not a curated record